Brassica napus (rape) is the source of this 1996-nucleotide messenger RNA. Its product is annotated as probable protein phosphatase 2C 71. Gene Ontology annotation, cellular component: cytosol; nucleus. NCBI's taxonomy places the organism in Eukaryota, Viridiplantae, Streptophyta, Magnoliopsida, Brassicales, Brassicaceae. Bases 467 to 1795 code for a protein of 442 amino acids. The record is from RefSeq and is a predicted model, not a curated record. Gene Ontology annotation, biological process: protein dephosphorylation. Gene Ontology annotation, molecular function: cation binding; protein serine/threonine phosphatase activity. The transcript is spliced from 8 exons.
CUGCUCUAUAUAUUUUCUAGAGAAUCUGCACUAUAGGCACAUUUCAAUUGGCCAGGAUCAUAAAUUUAUUUUCUUUUUAUAGCAUGUUUUUUUCUUCUAUUGAGGACAUGGAUUUUACGUAUUAUUUUCUUACAAAUGUUAAGUUAUUUUACUGAUAAUUUUAUCUACGGUUUUGUCAUUGCGUAUGUUACCAGUUUUGGCAAAUAAUUUGGCUAUAUAUAGCACUUUUGACUUGUAAGUGACUUGAAAGUCCACAAAGGUUUCUAUAAUUAGCAAGACCAUAGGCACCAGUGAUCCCGGAAGUCUGGCCGGAAAGUGCUGAACACCACUGUUUCCUUUUUUGGGUUUCUUGCGAGAAUGUAAUCUCUCACCUUCUUUCUCUUCUCUCCAACCAUCCUCACUUUCUAUCUCCAGAUUAUCAUUUGAGAUUUUGCAAAACCAAAAAAAAAAAGAAGAAAAAUGGGAUAUGCGGAGUUGGUGCAGUCGUAUUCAAACAAGAUGCGGGUUGUUGAAGCCCCAGCGAGUGGAGGCGGUCUCAGGUUACACUUCCUUCUCUCUCUCUUCCUUCUCAGCUCUAGAUAAACUUAUAGACCACAAUGUCCAUUAUUUAACUUGCAGCCAGAACGGAAAGUUUAGCUACGGAUAUGCAAGCUCAGCUGGGAAGAGGUCAUCUAUGGAGGACUUCUUCGAGACUAGGAUCGAUGGUAUCGAUGGAGAAAUCGUUGGUCUCUUUGGAGUCUUUGAUGGCCAUGGUGGAGCCAGAGCAGCUGAGUAUUUGAAACGCCAUCUUUUCAGCAAUCUUAUCACUCAUCCUAAGUUCAUUUCUGACACCAAAUCUGCUAUAGCUGAUGCUUAUAAUCAUACAGACUCUGAACUUCUCGAGUCAGAGAAUAGUCACACUAGAGACGACGCUGGUUCAACUGCCUCUACAGCUAUUCUCGUUGGCGAUCGUUUACUUGUUGCAAAUGUUGGUGAUUCCAGAGCUGUUAUCUGUAGAGCCGGAAACGCCUUUGCUGUGUCAAGAGACCAUAAACCUGACCAAAGUGAUGAGCGUGAACGGAUUGAGAAUGCUGGUGGUUUUGUCAUGUGGGCAGGGACUUGGAGAGUUGGAGGAGUGCUUGCAGUUUCUCGCUCGUUUGGUGAUCGACUUCUGAAACAGUAUGUUAUUGCUGAUCCAGAGAUUCAGGAAGAGAAGAUUGAUGAUUCUCUUGAGUUUCUGAUCCUUGCCAGCGAUGGAUUAUGGGAUGUUUUCUCCAACGAGGAAGCUGUAGCAGUGGUGAAAGAGGUUGAAGAACCAGAGGAGUCCACCAAGAAACUUGUGGGAGAAGCAAUAAAGAGAGGCAGUGCGGACAAUAUUACAUGUGUAGUUGUCCGUUUUCUGGAGAGCAAGACUGCUAACAUCAAAGCUUCCGACAUAUCCUCAACACGUUCCAGCUCAUCUCAGGAAGCAAAUCAAGGGGAAACCGCAGUUAGAGAUGACUCAGACCACAAGAUGUCAACCAAACAAACCAAUCAAGACCAUACCGCAGUGCACUUGGACCGUAAUGCUGAGGUUGAAGCUAGAAGCGACGAUUCCGGUCGCAUCAGCUCGAAUCAAAAGCCAGUUGAGAAUACAGCAGCAGGAAGCAGUGUUUCUUCAGAACAAAGUGGCUCAGCAGGAGAAAAUAACCAACCUGGUCAAGGGCACAUCACAGUACACAACAGUUUGGACCGGACCGUUGCUAAUCAAAAUCCAACCGCAGCUCACGGUGACUCCACAACAAGCAAGGCAAGUGGCUUUCCCUCUUAUCAAUAACUAAAAUGUCAACACUAACUUCAGAAUGAUCUGUUUUGAGAAAUGCAUGUCUCGAGAUUUUGCUCGACUAAGUUGUGUCCUUCAUGUACGUUUUUUUUCUUUCCUGUCGUUUCUUUCUCUUGUUUCCUGAGGUUCUAACUCCAAUAAUGUAGUUUGUAAACUUUUUUUUUAAUUGUUGAACUAGUCACUCUUAUUUUACCA